AUGUCACCUAGCGCCGGACAGACCGAACAUCUUACAUCAAAUGCCGGCAAUGAUCCGUGGAGUCAACAAAAUGGAAAAGAAAAUCAACGCCCACCCGUGUUCUUUCCCGAAGAUUACAUCGCAGCUCUGAAGAAAUUUAGCAAAUUCGGUAGUAACAAUGGAAGUCAUAAAUCAAUUUACGAUACAAUUGACGAUGCGAAGGCUGACAAAUCUGUCGUUAUUGCCAACAAAUCUCGCACCUUGCCCUUUUCCAAAACCUCUGAAUACUCAAGCCCUAUCACUCCAGCUGACACAGAAAUGACAUUGAAGCAAUUUGGUUCAAUCACUGAACUUCUCACGAAAUUGAGGGCAGACUUGAGGCAAUCAUUUCAAAGGCAGAAAGCAAGCAAAAAGUUGAAGAAAAAAAGCAAAAGCAAGUUAAGGUUGCACAAUGUGUCUCUGGGGUUUCUUAAAGAGCGUAGUUAUCUAGGUUAUCGUUAUCUGAAAUCAAUGGCAUGUUGA
This is a messenger RNA of Clunio marinus, 501 nucleotides long. The record is from the annotation of a GenBank genome assembly. NCBI's taxonomy places the organism in Eukaryota, Metazoa, Arthropoda, Insecta, Diptera, Chironomidae.